AUGUCACUCGAAUCUCUAAAUGGGAAGGUAAUCGCCAUCACUGGCGGUUCAUCUGGCAUUGGACUUGGGGUGGUCACAAAGCUCCUCAAGAUUGGAGCCAAAGUAGCCAUCGCGGAUCUGAAUCGUCCAACUGCGGAGGUUCUGGACAGCUUUGGCAAGGCUGACGUCGACUACAAGUUUACAACACUGGAUGUAUCUGAACGGGAGGCCGUCCACCAGUGGGUCGAGUCAGUCGUCCGAACUUUCGGCCGUCUCGACGGCAUGGUUCCCAACGCCGCGAUUUGUCCAGACGAGGAAAACUAUUGGGGGGAUAAACUCAUUCAGCAAAUGAUCGGCGUCAAUAUCAUGGGAGUCUGGCAUUGUGCCACCGAAGCCUACAUGCAGUUCCAGAAGCAAAACGGUCCUGGCGUGAUUGUUGCCACCACCAGCUGUCAAGGCAUGCGGGGAGGUCCCAAUGUCCCCGGCUACACAGCCACUAAGCACGCCGUCAUCGGGCUGGUGAGGGCAUUGGCGGUGGACUGGGCACCUCAAGGAGUGAGAAUAAACGCAGUCGCUCCAGGAGUCAUCGACACUCCACUCCAAAAAGCGAGAUCAACUGAUCCAGAGCAGCUUGCGUACUUCAUGUCAAAGGUACCACUGCGUCGAGUAGGAAAGGCCGACGAAGUUGCGGAUAGUUUUCUUUUCCUCCUGUCGGACACUUCCACCUACGUGACUGGAACGGUACUAUCCUGCGACGGAGGACUGACAAUCUAG
Molecule: messenger RNA, 753 nt
Organism: Cladophialophora immunda
Lineage: Eukaryota; Fungi; Ascomycota; Eurotiomycetes; Chaetothyriales; Herpotrichiellaceae
Exons: 2
Coding region: 1-753 (250 amino acids)
Molecular function (GO): oxidoreductase activity
Source: RefSeq, a predicted model, not a curated record